AUGAAGGUCGGCAAUUUGUUCUUGGUCGCUGGUGCGGCAGGAACCGCCAUGGCGUCUCCAUUCCAGUGGUUCGGCAUCAAUGAAAGCGGACCUGAAUUCGGCGAGGGCAAUCUACCCGGCGUGUGGGGCAAAGACUACAUCUUUCCAGACGCAGGUGCCAUGCAAACCCUGGCCAAAACGGGCAUGAACAUCUUCCGCGUUCAGUUCCUGAUGGAAAGAUUGACGCCAUCGGGCAUGACUGGAUCCUUCGACGAAGACUAUUUGCAAAAUUUGACAUCGAACAAGACCGUCAACACUAUCACUCAAGCAGGCGGUUAUGCUGUCAUUGAUCCCCACAAUUUCGGCAGAUUUAACGGUGCGGUCAUCACGAGUACCGCCGACUUUCAAUCAUUCUGGAAGAACGUGGCCGGGCGUUUCAAGUCGAACGCCCGAGUAAUCUUUGACACGAACAAUGAAUACCACGAUAUGGAUCAAACGUUGGUCCUCAACUUGAACCAAGCUGCCAUCAACGGCAUUCGCGCGGCGGGUGCAACGUCGCAAUACAUUUUCGUCGAGGGCAACUCGUACACGGGCGCCUGGACAUGGACCACCGUGAACGACAAUCUCAAGAAUUUGCAGGAUCCGCAAGACAAGAUCGUAUAUGAGAUGCACCAGUACCUCGAUUCAGAUGGAUCCGGGACCCAUGAGGCCUGUGUCUCUACCACGAUUGGGAAGGAGCGGGUCACUGCCGCAACGCAAUGGCUGAUUGACAACGGCAAAGUCGGAAUAUUGGGAGAAUUUGCCGGCGGUGUGAACGAUCAGUGUAAGACUGCCAUCACGGGGAUGCUGGAUUAUCUCGCUGCGCACAAUGACGUCUGGAAGGGCGCAAUGUGGUGGGCUGCUGGACCUUGGUGGGGAGACUACAUGUUUAACAUGGAGCCUUCGACUGGCGUCGCGUAUACCGGUAUUCUGCCGAUUCUGAAAAAGUAUAUCUGA
Messenger RNA from Penicillium oxalicum, 975 nucleotides. Its product is annotated as glycoside hydrolase family 5 protein. Gene Ontology annotation, molecular function: hydrolase activity, hydrolyzing O-glycosyl compounds. The transcript has 6 exons. The coding region runs from base 1 to 975 and encodes 324 amino acids. The record is from RefSeq and is a predicted model, not a curated record. Gene Ontology annotation, biological process: glucan catabolic process. NCBI's taxonomy places the organism in Eukaryota, Fungi, Ascomycota, Eurotiomycetes, Eurotiales, Aspergillaceae.